Exophiala xenobiotica is the source of this 2523-nucleotide messenger RNA. RefSeq lists its product as uncharacterized. Gene Ontology annotation, molecular function: SUMO activating enzyme activity. The coding region runs from base 240 to 2129 and encodes 629 amino acids. Gene Ontology annotation, cellular component: cytoplasm; SUMO activating enzyme complex. Gene Ontology annotation, biological process: protein sumoylation. NCBI's taxonomy places the organism in Eukaryota, Fungi, Ascomycota, Eurotiomycetes, Chaetothyriales, Herpotrichiellaceae. The record is from RefSeq and is a predicted model, not a curated record. The transcript is spliced from 2 exons.
CUACCGGCUUCAACUUCUUCCCUGGCUACAUCUUUACUCUACUGGUUAGGACUCUUCUUUCCCUGCUGUUGGCUGUCAACAACUCAUUACCCAAGAGGGAGUCUUCCCUCCACUUGGAUCUCACUUUCACCUCUCUUCCUGUGUUCUACUUGCCCACAUUACGCCAUGCCCUUCCCCGCCUAGACUACUUUAUUCUCUCUGGCCUCUCCAACCCAGACACCCAUCACCACAGUUGCAUCAUGCCGCGCGAAAAGUUUGCCAGACAGUCGCUUGGUGCAGCGCACCGGCUCGUCAGAGAGUCGCGCGUUCUCCUCGUCGGCGCAGGCGGAAUCGGCUGUGAGCUCCUCAAGAACCUCGUCCUGACCGGCUUUGGCGAAAUACAUGUCAUUGACCUCGAUACCAUCGAUCUGAGCAACCUCAAUCGUCAAUUCCUCUUUCGACAAGAACAUAUCAAGAGACCCAAGGCUCUAGUCGCGAAAGAGGUGGCUCAGAAUUUCAACCCCAAUGUCAAACUCGUUGCCUACCAUGCCAACAUCAAAGAUAAACAGUUCAAUUUGGAAUGGUUUUCAAGCUUCAACCUCGUGUUCAAUGCGCUGGAUAACAUGGAUGCCCGGCGGCACGUCAACAAGAUGUGUUUGGCUGUUGAUGUUCCCCUGAUCGAAUCUGGCACGACAGGUUUUAAGGGUCAAGUCCAGGUCAUCAAGAAAGACAAGACAGCUUGUUACGAUUGCACACCGAAGACCACUCCUAUUUCCUAUCCUGUCUGCACGAUACGAAGUACGCCCAGCCAACCGAUCCACUGCAUCGUGUGGGCGAAGAGCUACUUGCUGCCGGAACUGUUCGGAGUCCGCGAGGAUGAGACUCCCGAGAUGGACGAGACAGAAGAUUCAAAUAAUGCGGCCGAGAUUGAGGAGCUCAAACGUGAGGCGCAGGCACUGAAGAAAAUCAGAGAAUCAAUGGCCUCGGAUGACUUCGUAAAACAGGUCUUCGACAAGGUCUUCAAAGAGGACAUCGAGCGGUUGGCAAAGAUGGAAGACAUGUGGAAAGACAAAAAGCCGCCCGAGCCCCUGUCAUACGACGUCCUCGAACAAGAAGCUUCUACGCUCAACAGCUCAAUCCUAGAAGAUAGUCAACGGACAUGGUCUGCGUCAGAAAACUUUCUCGUCCUCAAACACAGCCUGGCUCGCUUGUCGAAGCGACUAGCUGAAGGACAAGCAGCAGCUGCGAAGGCUGGUCAACCACCACCUACGAUCUCGUUCGAUAAGGAUGACGACGAUACCAUGGAUUUUGUUGCCGCUGCUGGAAAUCUACGGGCCAUCAUCUUCGGCAUUGACCCUAAGUCAAAAUUUGACAUCAAGCAAAUGGCGGGCAAUAUCAUUCCUGCUAUCGCAACUACAAACGCCAUGGUUGCAGGCUUAUGCGUGAUGCAAGCAUUCAAAGUUCUGAGAGGAGAAUAUGCUCGAACGAAAUGGUUAUGGCUUUGGAAUGGGGCGUUAAGGACAGAUCGGUUAGAAGAUCCGAACCCAGAUUGCCCCGCUUGCAGUGUCGCUAUGGCAAGAGUGCAAGUCGAUCUCGAAAAGGCUACCUUGAAAGAUCUGGUGGUGGACAUCCUGCGGAUGAAGCUGGGCUAUGGCGAAGAAAUCACAGUAUUGAGCGAAGCCGGAGUUAUCUACGACCCAGAUCUGGAAGAUAACCUUGAGAAGAAACUCCCCGAGCUCAGUAUCUCAGACGCGAGCUUCAUCGUGGUCAAGGACGAUGAGGAUGGGAACCCGCGAAUCGACCUCCAACUGGCCAUAGAAGCGAAGAAGUUGGAGGACCAGUCACAGACAAUUAUGCUUGUUGAGAAAGAAGGCGGGACAUUUGAGAUACCACGGAGAACGAAGAAGGCACCGCUUCCUGACGGCGACAAAGCCACUGAGGUUGGUGAGGGCCAUGCAGCUGUCUCAAAUGGGAUUCCCCUCUCGACCGGCAAACGAAAACGACCACUUGACGAAGAAGCCGAAGCAACUGGUACGCCAGCAAAGAAGUUGCAAGGCCCUAUCAAUGCAGAGGUCGCCAAGAACCCAGCUAUGCAUGCUAUCGUGAUUGACGAGGACGACGGAACGCUUUUGAUUGCAGAUGACGACUAAACGGGCACUAAGAUGGCGUUCAAGACCACACAGAUUCAUGUGUUUGCGUCUGUCGAACCAGCUGGAAAUGGUCUGCAUAGUCGGACGGUUCCCGAAGCCAAGGGAUAGGCCUACCAGCAUAAUUUGGCCCGGACUGCAUACUCGCAAGCGCGUGGACUUGUCCAUGUUCUAUGAUCUCGCUAGAGAUUUUGAGAUAGAGGCCACCGACAUGGACAGCAAGAGCUGGAAGACGAAUGAAAUGUACAUAUAACAGCGCAUUCUGCAUGAGCUUGUCUAAUGUUGGAUACGAUCUCUUCCCUGACGGGCAUGAAGGAGAGAAUCGACAAAUAAAUAAACAGAAGAAACGACCAGAAUAUCACGAAAUCACCUCCAAUAGGAGAUCGAUAUCAGCUUG